GGCACAACACUCGAACACACGCGACACACAGCAAGCACGAAGGUAGCAGAGGAGAGACGGCGAAAAAAACUAUCGCACGCUAGGCAUUUGAAGUAGGUAUAGGCGAGCAGGACCUGGCUCUACGCUCGCGCUCAGAACGCGCGUCGUACAUAAGACAGGCCGAUUUGUUGUUGGUACAGGAGGUGCGUGUUGAACCAAACACGAACACAUACAACAUAAGGGGCUCACGAGACUUGAGAGCUGAUGAUCUCCGCAGCAGUACGAAACGGUGCGAGGAGAGCCUCGUCGAACGUACCCGCCGCCGCACGGGCGCAGCAGCAGCGAUGCUUCGCCGUGGGCCAGAACCACGAGAUCUGGCGGGAUCAGUCCGACACCACGGACAACACGCCCAAGGUGAAGCGUCGCGACGGCACCUUCGGAAACAUCGACAAGACGAGAGGGUUUAUCGACUACUAUCGCAACCCGGACCCGUACCGUGACCCCCUGGAGCGCGUGUUUGACUGGGGGGAGAUCAACGAUGCGAGCCACGAUGAAGUGGAGCGAACGGUGCAGGCGGCACGCUGCAUGGACUGCGGCACUCCCUUCUGCCAGACGCAUACCGGAUGCCCCAUUCACAACCUCAUCCCCGAGUGGAAUGAGCUGGUGUUCAAGGGCGCUUGGCGGGAUGCCAUCGAGAAUCUCCACAAGACGAACAACUUCCCGGAGUUCACGGGACGCGUCUGCCCCGCCCCAUGCGAGGGGGCCUGCGUUGCAGGGCUGAUAGACUCACCGGUGACGAUCAAGAGCAUCGAGUACUCCAUCAUCGAGCGGGCUUUCGAGGAGGGCUGGGUGGUGCCUCGCAUCCCCACCCACCGCACCGGGAUGAACGUGGCUGUCGUGGGGUCGGGUCCGGCCGGCCUUGCCGCUGCCGACCAGCUUAACCAGAUGGGCCACAAGGUGACCGUGUACGAGCGCGAAGACCGCGUCGGCGGGCUGCUGAUGUACGGCAUCCCCAACAUGAAGCUAGACAAGGACACGGUCAAGCGCCGCAUUGACCUCCUUGCGGAAGAAGGCAUCGAGUUCGUCACUGGGGCCAACAUCGGCGUGGACGUGGACGUGAACGACGUGCGGGCGUCGUGCGACGCCCUCGUGCUCACGGUGGGGUCCACCAAGCCGAGGGACUUGCCAGUGCCGGGGCGUGAGCUCAAGGGGGUCCAUUUCGCGAUGGAGUUCCUCACCAAGAACCAAAAGCGGCUGCUGAUGACCGGUGACGGAAAGCUGGAAAGCAACUGGGAUGGCGGUUUCAUCUCUGCUGAGGGCAAGGACGUCAUCGUCAUCGGAGGUGGCGACACCGGCACGGACUGCAUCGGUACCUCCAUGAGGCACCGCUGCCGUUCCAUGGUGAACUUCGAGCUGCUGCCCCAGCCUCCUGACUCACGCGCCCCGGGCAACCCGUGGCCCCAGUGGCCCAAGAUCUUCGGUAUCGACUACGGCCACGGCGAGGUGAGGGCCGUGUUCGGCGAGGACCCCCGUCAGUACUCCGUCAUGACGAAGGAAUUCCUAUCAGACGACGACGGCAACGUGCGCGGCCUCAUCACGGUGGAGGUCGAGGUCACGAAGGACGGCAUCAAGCAAAUCGAAGGAACGGAGAAGGAGUGGCCGGCGCAGCUGGUGGUGCUGGCCAUGGGUUUCGUCAGCCCCGAGUCCGCGAUUUCCAAGCCGCUCAAGCUUGAGCUCGACCAGCGCGAGAACAUCCACGCGCCGUAUGGGGACUACCGCACCAACGCGGAAGGCGUAUUUUCAGCGGGCGACUGCCGCCGAGGCCAGUCGUUGGUCGUGUGGGCCAUCAACGAGGGUCGCGGGGCCGCGGACGCCGUGAAUUCUUACCUCGCGGCGAAGGCCGAGCAGCAGAUGGAAGAAGAGACUUUCAUCGGAGCGAUGUAAACAUUUUGGGGGGACAAGCGUCCUCAAGUAGACCACGACAGCCGCGGAGGCAAAGGAGUCGCUCGUGCAGUGGCAUCGCGCGGCGUGUAGGGUGAUGGCGAUGAUGACGAGACGUACAUGCGUGCAAUCCCAAUGCAAAGUUUGCCUUUCGCCGCCCCGUGUUUCCUGGGCGUGCUGCGUGAGCGCGUGAGUUAGUUCGUUGGCAUUUUGUUACGGCGCACUCCAGUGUACUUGAAGUAUGAUACUACUGUGUUGCUUUUGCUCGGGAAGGUGGCCUGGGAGGUUUGGUUUGUGCACCUACAAGGAGGCUGUUCCUCGUAAUUUGGUGACGUGAACCCCGCCGAGAGGACCCGGCUUGCUUGUUUUCGAGGAAGGUGUGCGAGCGCGACCCUCCCCGUUGGCAACACACGAAAAAGGCGGAGGUGCCAGCCUCGCACAAGUAGUGGCGAGUCGGGGACUACUGUGGUCGCUUGUUUCGUGUGUCGCGCUUGGCACGUGUCCGGGGCUGGGGAUUAUGUCGUUCUCAAAUUCGACGCAGAUCGGGGUUGGGGUAGGGUACGGUGCAGCAAGACUGGCCCCUCUCUCCCAGCCGCCCUGUUAGGGCUGUAGAUCCCCAGUUUGGUGUUGAUUGCAGUUGAUUGGAGACUGCUAUGGGGGCUAUGGGUUACAAAGUGGUUACGAAUCAGACAACCGAUCUGCGCGCACGUGGGCCGGCCCACGAGGCGGCAGGCUGUCUCUUGAGAUUCACGAGCACCAAGCCUUCCUCAGACGCGCCCCUUCCGAGACCGGCCUAACCUUGACGGACCUCGAUUUGUUUUCGAGUUUUAGGGGGUGGGAAGGAACAGAGGGAAGAGCCUGCUGUAUCUGUUUCUUUCGUGUAUCAUGCAUUCUAUUGGGGGCGGUAAACGGGUGUUGCAGUGUAUAGUUCGACAAUCGACUUCGUGCUAAUGUUUUUUGUGGAUUU
This is a messenger RNA of Ectocarpus siliculosus, 2887 nucleotides long. The record is from the annotation of a GenBank genome assembly. NCBI's taxonomy places the organism in Eukaryota, Phaeophyceae, Ectocarpales, Ectocarpaceae.